GCGGGUCUCUGAGCUGCUUGUUCUGACUCCCUCCCGGGAUAGUCUGGGUGCGACUGGAUCUGGGGCAAAAUGGUGCAGGCCUGGUACAUGGAUGACUCUGCGGAGGACCAGAGGAAGCCGCACCAGCUGCAGCCUAAGCGGCCCGUGUCAGAGCAGGAGCUGCAGCGGCUGGGGGUGCACGCCUACAAGUUGGAUGCUGAUAAUUAUGAGACGGAUCCAGAGCUGGCCAAGAUUCGCAAAGAAAAUAAUUACUCUUGGAUGGAUAUAAUCACCAUACAUAAAGACACGCUGCCCAAUUAUGAGCAGAAGCUGAAGAUAUUUUAUGAAGAACACUUGCACUUGGAUGAUGAGAUCCGCUACAUCCUGGAGGGAAGUGGUUACUUUGAUGUGCGAGACGAGCAGGAGCAAUGGAUCAGGAUCUCCAUGGAGAAGGGAGACAUGAUCACACUUCCUGCCGGCAUCUACCACCGCUUUACGUUGGAUGAGAAGAACUACGUCAAAGCCAUGAGACUAUUCGUCGGAGAACCUGUGUGGACCCCGUAUAACCGGCCUGCGGAUGACUUUGAGGCUCGCACCAAAUAUGUUGCAUUUUUGGCUCAGACAGCAUAACAUCUUUGUAUAAUACGUUUUAUAUGACUGCGAUUGUAAGAAUCUUCUUUUUAAUCUGAAAAUCAUAAAUGUAAAUGCGCUCCCUUUCCAGUG
This is a messenger RNA of Bufo bufo (common toad), 702 nucleotides long. It is a transcript of the gene ADI1, whose product is annotated as acireductone dioxygenase 1. The record is from RefSeq and is a predicted model, not a curated record. NCBI's taxonomy places the organism in Eukaryota, Metazoa, Chordata, Amphibia, Anura, Bufonidae. The coding region runs from base 70 to 609 and encodes 179 amino acids. Gene Ontology annotation, molecular function: acireductone dioxygenase [iron(II)-requiring] activity. The transcript has 4 exons.